Molecule: messenger RNA, 615 nt
Organism: Neurospora tetraspora
Lineage: Eukaryota; Fungi; Ascomycota; Sordariomycetes; Sordariales; Sordariaceae
Exons: 1
Coding region: 100-462 (120 amino acids)
Source: RefSeq, a predicted model, not a curated record
UUUUUUUUUUUUGGGUCAGUCAUCCUUACCAGUAAUGGGAGACGGAAGGAUGCCGCGCGCACCUGGAAAUGGUGCCGUGACGAGGAGAGAGAAACACGAAUGGCCUGGAUACCUAGAGAUGGAUUUUCAUACAUUAGGAGGACGGAGAUUGCGUUGUCAAGCGAAUACCCUGGGCGCAGCAUGUCGUCGAACAUUGCGACCCAACCCACUUCUUUUUCGAGUCUCUUUGCAACAACAACAACUGGGUUUUUGGUUAUUAUUCCACGGUUGCAAAGAGGCGCAGCAAGGCCAGUCAAGCGUAUGAAAGGAACGAAAGAAGAUGGAAAGUCACUAGUAUUUUCCGGAUUUCCUGCCCCUUUCUUGAGAUACAGAGAGCGGGCAGACGUGGUGAUACACAAAAGGGAAAAGCCAGAGAGGAUGAGAUCAGAGAAGAAAAAAAUCAUAUGUUCAUGUUCAAGAUAGACAAAAAGACAAGAAGGGAAAACAUUUGAAAGAGUGAAGAGAAAAAAGGUGGUUGGAAAAAAAACAGAUUUGGAGUUUUUAUAUACUGCUGCUAGAAAGCUCGACUCAUUCCUAUAUCUAGAAAGAAGACAGGCGCUUCCUAUUUUGCUGCCA